Messenger RNA from Diatraea saccharalis (sugarcane borer), 1986 nucleotides. Lineage: Eukaryota; Metazoa; Arthropoda; Insecta; Lepidoptera; Crambidae. The record is from the annotation of a GenBank genome assembly.
AUGGAAUGUUGUUCAUAUUUCAGGUAUUAUAAAUUUACAUUAUUAUCGUCAACACAACUGUUGAUCGCAAGGUAGAUGACCCGGUUUUAGCUAAUGGCCCCUUUUCGGCAAAUACAUUACUGAACCGUGUACUGUCUUUAAAAUGCUGAAUUCUAAUACCAUUAACACUUGUGAUGUGUCAAAGUUCAACUCUUAAAAUGGCCAAAACUGGGUCCUAAUUUCAAUUUUACCAAAAUCGGCUCGUCUGCUCUAUAGGUUUAUAUAUCUAUUGCAGAUAAUCAACACUUUGACUUCAUAAUUGUCGGAGGUGGUUCUGCUGGGUGCGUCCUAGCAGUACGUCUCAGUGAAGUGGAAAAAUUUAAAGUAUUGUUAGUGGAAGCUGGAUCCUACCCUCCAGUAGAAAGCAAUAUACCUCAAUUGGCUGGCAGUAUGUUGAUGACAGAUUACGAUUGGAAAUAUUUUACUGAGAGGGAUGGAGUUACUGGUCAAGCAUUAAAAGAUAGCUCCAUGUAUUGGCCUCGGGGGAAAAUGCUAGGAGGAUCUAGCAAUAUAAAUGGAAUGAUUUACAUAAGAGGAAACACGGAGGACUACCAAAAUUGGUAUGAUAUGGGAAAUGAAGAUUGGCAUCCAAAUAUUGUAAAUAAAUAUUUCAAGAAAGCAGAAUCUAUUCAAGAUCAAAAAUUAUUACAAGAUCCUUUGAUUCGCAAAUUUUAUGGCAAUGACGGCCCGCUUGCUAUUAAUAAAUUUAAUAGCUCAUUCACAGAAACGCUAGAAAAGGUACUUUCUGCUUACGAAGAAAUCGGAAUAAACAAGGUGAAUGAUCUUAAUGUAGCCAAUGUUAUGGGCUCAGGAUUUAUACCAGCAACAGCUUCAAAUGGAAAAAGAGGCAGCACUGAUCAUAAUUAUUUGAAUCCAGUGCGUCGGUACAAUAGAAAUAACCUUUACGUUAUAACGGAUAGUUUAGUAUCAAAAAUACUAAUAAAUGCCACUACAAAGGCAGCGGAAGGUAUAGAAGUAGAAAGGAAUGGUAUUAGAAUAAAUUUAUAUGCAAACUUAGAAGUGAUCGUGAGUGCCGGAGCUAUAAAUACACCGCAACUACUCAUGUUGUCAGGCGUUGGACCUAAAAAACAUUUAGAGUCAAAAAAUAUUUCGUGUAUUGUAGAUUCACCUGCCGUCGGGCAAAAUCUUCAAGAUCAUUUGAAAAUUCCUUUAAUGAUAUAUAGUAACAAUACCUAUUAUUUAAAUGAAGAAAAUGAAAUUAUCAAGUACAUUCACAAUCAGACAGGUCAUUUAGGCGAUAAUUACCUUAGUGAUAUUUUAGCUUUUUACUCUCUCUCAAAACACGCAACAUAUCCAGACUUUCAAGUUCAUUUGAUCAAUUUUCCAAUAAAUUUUUCUAACACGCCAGAUAUAUUUCAGAGCAUGUUUGGAUUUAGCUCUGAAGUUGUGAAAUCUAUAGCAGAACAGAACAAAUCUAAAAUGCUUUAUGCUUUUUUCGUUUCGUUAUUGCACCCUCACUCGUUAGGAAAAAUUACUUUAAGAUCUUCGAAUCCUAGAGACCAUCCUCUUAUAUAUUAUAAUUAUUAUAGUGAUAGUAGAGAUCUAAACAAAACAGUGGAAGGAUUGAAAAUGUUGGCUAAUCUAGUCAACACCAAAUAUUUUAAAUCAAUUGACGGGGAAAUAGGAAAAUUAGGUUGGACUCCCUGCGACAAAUUGGUUAAAGGUAGUGAUGAUUACUGGAAAUGUUUAUCAUUAAGUAUGUCCACUACAACAUAUCACCCAGUUGGAACAGCUCGCAUGGGGUCUAAUAUAGAAUCAUCAGUUGUAAGCAGUAAACUGAAUGUACAUGGCGUGAAAAAGCUACGAGUUGUCGAUGCAAGUGUGAUGCCAUCUAUAACAAGUGGGAAUACUAAUGCGCCAACCAUCAUGAUCGCAGAAAGAGCAGCGGAUAUAGUAAAAGAUGAAUAUACAUAUGUUUACUUCUGA